AUGAAGACCGUCGCCUAUUUUGUCAAUUGGGCAAUCUACGGCCGCAACUACAACCCGCAAGACCUGCCCGCCGAGAAGCUCACCCAUGUGCUGUAUGCAUUUGGCAAUGUUCGCCCAGAAAGUGGAGAAGUGUACUUGACCGAUACCUGGUCCGAUAUCGAGAAGCACUACAAUGGCGACUCGUGGAAUGAUGUCGGCACCAAUGUCUAUGGCUGUAUCAAGCAGCUCUUCCUGCUCAAGAAGCGCAACCGCAAGCUGAAGGUCCUGCUGUCUAUCGGCGGUUGGACCUACUCGGGCAACUUUGCGCAGCCGGCUAGUACGGACCAGGGUCGGGCGCGAUUUGCAGACUCGGCGACGCGGCUGGUGCUUGAUUUGGGACUUGAUGGAAUUGAUAUUGAUUGGGAGUACCCCAAAGAUGAACACGAGGCCGAGAACCUGGUUGCUUUGCUCCGACACUGCCGCGAAUCCCUCGAUCGAGCCGCAGGUCCCGACCGCCAUUUCUACCUGACCAUCGCGUGUCCUGCCGGACCCAGCAACUUUGAGAAACUCAAGCUCUCCGAGAUGACGCCGCUGCUGGACUUCUACAACCUGAUGUCGUACGACUACGCCGGCAGCUGGGACAGCACGGCAGGCCACCAAUCGAAUAUCUACCCGUCGCAUGCCAACCCCUCCUCGACGCCCUACUCGACUGUCGCCGCCCUGAAUCACUACAUCAACGUCGGCGGCGUGCCCGCGUCCAAGAUGGUUGUCGGCAUGCCGCUGUACGGCCGCGCCUUCACCAACACCAACGGGCCCGGCACGCCGUUCUCCGGCGUUGGUCCCGGUAGCUGGGAGAAUGGCGUCUGGGACUACAAGGCGUUGCCGCGCCCCGGUGCCGGCGAGUAUACCGAUUCUGAGGCUACCGCGUCCUGGAGCUAUGAUAGUGGUGCUCGCACAAUGGUCUCCUACGACUCUGUCCCCAUUGUCCGAAUGAAGGCGAGUUUUAUUCAGCAGCGCCAGCUCGGUGGGGGCAUGUGGUGGGAGACCAGUGGUGACAAGGGUGGUCGGGCGGGCAAUCCGUCUGACGGGAGUUUGAUUGGCAAUUUUGUGGAGGCCGUUGGCGGCGAGGGUGCUUUGGAUCAGACGGCUAACGCCGUCAAUUACCCGGAGAGCAAGUAUGAUAACUUGCGGGCGGGCUUCCCGGGUCAGUAG
Penicillium alfredii is the source of this 1191-nucleotide messenger RNA. Its product is annotated as glycoside hydrolase family 18 protein. Gene Ontology annotation, cellular component: extracellular region. The transcript is spliced from 6 exons. Gene Ontology annotation, biological process: chitin catabolic process; carbohydrate metabolic process. The coding region runs from base 1 to 1191 and encodes 396 amino acids. Lineage: Eukaryota; Fungi; Ascomycota; Eurotiomycetes; Eurotiales; Aspergillaceae. Gene Ontology annotation, molecular function: chitinase activity; chitin binding. The record is from RefSeq and is a predicted model, not a curated record.